AUCUUUACUCAGGGCACAGAGGGUCUCUGCGGCCGUAGCGGCCGGGGCUGCGGUAGCCACUUUAGAUUUGGGCAAGGACUUUAGAUUCGGGCUCUGUUCUGUUUCCGCCGUCCUGCUUCCUGCCGAGGCUGGCCCAGGCAGCCGCGCUUCGAAGGACGCCGCCGGGAGCUGCGGAGCAUGCGUGGAGUGGCAGUGCUAACGGCUGGUGUCUCGCACUGUUGGCCUGUGAAGGUACGUGAAGCUGAAAGCCUGGAAUGGCUGGAAAGGGGUCAUCAGGCAGGCGGCCCCUGCUGCUGGGGCUGCUGGUGGCCGUAGCCACUGUCCACCUGGUCAUCUGUCCCUACACCAAAGUGGAGGAGAGCUUCAACCUGCAGGCCACACAUGACCUGCUCUACCACUGGCAAGACCUGGAGCAGUACGACCAUCUUGAGUUCCCCGGAGUCGUCCCCAGGACGUUCCUCGGGCCAGUGGUGAUCGCAGUGUUCUCCAGCCCCGCGGUUUACGUGCUUUCGCUGUUAGAAAUGUCCAAGUUUUACUCUCAGCUAAUAGUUAGAGGAGUGCUUGGACUCGGCGUGAUUUUUGGACUCUGGACGUUACAAAAGGAAGUGAGACGGCACUUCGGGGCCAUGGUGGCCACCAUGUUCUGCUGGGUGACGGCCAUGCAGUUCCACCUGAUGUUCUACUGCACGCGGACACUGCCCAAUGUGCUGGCCCUGCCUGUAGUCCUGCUGGCCCUCGCGGCCUGGCUGCGGCACGAGUGGGCCCGCUUCAUCUGGCUGUCAGCCUUCGCCAUCAUCGUGUUCAGGGUGGAGCUGUGCCUGUUCCUGGGCCUCCUGCUGCUGCUGGCCUUGGGCAACCGAAAGGUUUCUGUAGUCAGAGCCCUUCGCCACGCCGUCCCGGCAGGGAUCCUCUGUUUAGGACUGACGGUUGCUGUGGACUCUUAUUUUUGGCGGCAGCUCACUUGGCCGGAAGGAAAGGUGCUUUGGUACAACACUGUCCUGAACAAAAGCUCCAACUGGGGGACCUCCCCGCUGCUGUGGUACUUCUACUCAGCCCUGCCCCGCGGCCUGGGCUGCAGCCUGCUCUUCAUCCCCCUGGGCUUGGUAGACAGAAGGACGCACGCGCCGACGGUGCUGGCACUGGGCUUCAUGGCACUCUACUCCCUCCUGCCACACAAGGAGCUACGCUUCAUCAUCUAUGCCUUCCCCAUGCUCAACAUCACGGCUGCCAGAGGCUGCUCCUACCUGCUGAAUAACUAUAAAAAGUCUUGGCUGUACAAAGCGGGGUCUCUGCUUGUGAUCGGACACCUCGUGGUGAAUGCCGCCUACUCAGCCACGGCCCUGUAUGUGUCCCAUUUCAACUACCCAGGUGGCGUCGCAAUGCAGAGGCUGCACCAGCUGGUGCCCCCCCAGACAGACGUCCUUCUGCACAUUGACGUGGCAGCCGCCCAGACAGGUGUGUCUCGGUUUCUCCAAGUCAACAGCGCCUGGAGGUACGACAAGAGGGAGGAUGUGCAGCCGGGGACAGGCAUGCUGGCAUACACACACAUCCUCAUGGAGGCGGCCCCUGGGCUCCUGGCCCUCUACAGGGACACACACCGGGUCCUGGCCAGCGUCGUGGGGACCACAGGUGUGAGUCUGAACCUGACCCAACUGCCCCCCUUCAACGUCCACCUGCAGACAAAGCUGGUGCUUCUGGAGAGGCUCCCCCGGCCGUCCUGAGGGGGACCAGGCAGCCCUCAGCAGCCACAGGCCUUCCAGGAGCUGUUAUCACUACCAGUUUCUGGCACAAUUCCAGCACAAUUAUGACAAUUCAGAGAAGCAAGUCAAAGGACUGGGCACCUGCCUCUGACAGACACCAGACCAGGUCCAGGGCCUCCUCCACAGCCUCAGCUGGGGCUCUCAGCACCAAAGAACGAGGGGCCCAGGUCUUGUUGGCACCCCGGGAGCCACUGCCCAGGGUGAUGGUGGCCAGCUCAGGGCUUCCUGCGGGUGACUGUCGCCCAGACCAGGUGCCAUUCAUGACUAAUCAGGAGCAGCGGGCUCACCCAGGCACCUGUCUGCCAGGAGGCCACGUGUGUCCUGCCCACCCAGGGGGAGCUGUAUUUUGGCAGCACCCCACGCUUGCUGCCCGAGGGCCUCUUGGGGCACCUAAGACAGCACCCCCUCUCAGGGGAGACCAUGGUGGCCCCGGCCGCACCCCCCCACCCUGGUGCCACCACUGCAACUUUUGUAUUCACAGGCAUCCCAUCUCCAUCACAGAUAAAAUCUUAGGAGAUAAACACAUUCAAAAAGGAAUGAGAUAAAAAGAAUAAGGCAAUAAAUGUUGAUUGGAACCUCUCAAGAUUACAGAAAAUAAUGAGAAUGAAAUUUUAAAAAUGUUUCCUAUGUGAUAGCUUAUCACAGGUGACUAUUCCAGGUGUUAUGGUAAAGGGACAGCUUGGUGCUGUCAGCCUCACUGACCAUGCAUUUAUAAAGCACCAAAGUGCGUGUGAUGCUGCUGGGCACUGGAGAUGGGACCAGGUGCUGCUGCACACGUAUGCACACACCAUGCAUACAUGCACACACACCACACACGCAUGCACACAGUGCACACGUGCACACACCAUGCAUACACACCACACACCGUGCACACGUGCACACACCAUGCAUACACACCACACACAGUGCACACGUGCACAUUACCAUGCAUCCACACACAGUGCACACGUGCACACACUAUGCAUACACAGUGCACACGUGCACACACCAUGCAUACACACCACACACCGUGCACACGUGCACACACCAUGCAUACACACCACACACAGUGCACACGUGCACAUUACCAUGCAUCCACACACAGUGCACACGUGCACACACUAUGCAUACACAGUGCACACGUGCACACACCAUGCAUACACACCACACAGUGCACACGUGCACAUUACCAUGCAUACACAGUGCACACGUGCACACACCAUGCAUACACACCACACACAGUGCACACGUGCACAUUACCAUGCAUACACACAGUGCACGCGUGCACAUUACCAUGCAUACACAGUGCACAUGUGCACACACCAUGCAUACACACCACACAGUGCACACGUGCACACACCAUGCAUACACAGUGCACACGUGCACACACCAUGCAUACACAGUGCACAUGUGCACACACCAUGCAUACACACCACACACCGUGCACACGUGCACACACCAUGCAUACACACCACACACAGUGCACACGUGCACAUUACCAUGCAUCCACACACAGUGCACACGUGCACACUAUGCAUACAGUGCACACAUGCACACACCAUGCAUACACAGUGCACACGUGCACACACCAUGCAUACACACCACACAGUGCACAUGUGCACACACCAUGCAUACACACCACACACAGUGCACACGUGCACACACCAUGCAUACACACCACACACAGUGCACACGUGCACAUUACCAUGCAUACACAGUGCACACGUGCACACACCAUGCAUGCACACCACACACAGUGCACACGUGUACGUUACCAUGCAUACACACAGUGCACGCGUGCACAUUACCAUGCAUACACAGUGCACACGUGCACACACCAUGCAUACACACCACACACAGUGCACACGUGCACAUUACCGUGCAUACACACAGUGCAUGCGUGCACAUUACCAUGCAUACACACAGUGCACACGUGCACACACCAUGAAUACACACCACACACAGUGCACACGUGCACACACCAUGCAUACACACAGUGCACACGUGCACACACCAUGCAUACAUACCACACACAGUGCACACGUGCACAUUACCAUGCAUACACCACGCAUGCACAAUGCACGUGCACACCAUGCAUACACACCACACAUGCAUCCACACACAAUGCACAGAUGCGCACACCAUGCAUACACACCAUACAUGCAUGAUCACACGUGCACACACCAUACAUACCCACCACGCAUGCACACACACAAUGCACAGGUGCACACACCAUGCAUACACACCACACAAUGCAAUCGUGCACACACAAUGCACACGUGCACACACCAUGCAUACACACCACACAAUGCAAUCAUGCACACAAUGCACACGUGCACACACCAUGCAUACAUACCACACAUGCACACACGUGUGCAUAAAGACAUGAUUUCUUCCUGUGCUCUUUGAGAGCUUGUGGCUGUUGCCCAGGUGCCCUGGGGCUGCCUCUCCACCUGAUGCCUCCUGGUUUUCCCAUUGCGUCUGGCGAACAUCUGUGCAGACACUUCCUGACUCCCACAGAGGCCAGAUGGUGAGGGCUGGAGAGCAGGCUUCCUGGCCCCAGCAUCCCACAGACAUGGGCUCCCUCCCCCAUCCAUCCACCUGUGUGUCUCAGGUAUUCACUGGUUAUCCACGCUCGUUUGUUCUCUUUUAUCGCUGGCCACAUGUGGAUUGCCUCCCGACUUCAGUGGUCUGUGAGUCACUCCUGUCUUUAAUUAUCCUGGUGUUCAAAGUGUACGAGAUUUGCUGGCGGGAACCCUGCCAUGCUCUGCCUGUGUGCCGUGCCUCUCCUUCGAGCACCUCCUCAUGACCAGGCAUGGCAGGGCGUCCUCUUGGGCCUCUGGCCUCGGCCAUUGCUCUGUGGGUCUUGGCUCCCUUUGGUGGGGAACAGCGUUAGAGACCGGGAUCUAGACACGAGGUGUGCUCGAUGCCACGGGGUGCCUGAGCUUUAGGCCCUUUCUGUGGACAGGCUAGGGAGGACAGGCAUGCUGCGUGCAGUUGCACACGUACAUAUGUAAUAUGUGUGUACAGAUCUGAAACAGCACAGAACCGUGCCUGGAUUCCGUCCCACCUUGCACGGUUCUCCCCCACCCCCCAUCUCCACCCUGAGGACCCUGGCCCCCAGCAACAGCAGCAUCCUCACGCAUCUGCUAGGGAGUCCAGUGCACGCCUGCUCGAGAGCUCCAGUGCAGCUUUGCCACAGGAUUGCAAAAACAAACCCACCAUGAAGAGGUCGGGAUUGUGUGCAGUUCACUCCCUGCCCACAACUGCGGGUGCCGUCAAGCACUGUGCUCAUGAGUUCCUUGGGUCGGCUUCUCCACCGUCAGUGUAGUGGUGCCUUCGUUGGAAAUACAGCUGGGUUCAUCCUUCCCGUUUGCUUUCAGUCUUGUGCCUCCCACCAUACCCCACACCCCCAUCCUGUUAGGUUUGUAGAGUGUGACCAUCCUUCUAGAUGUCAAAACUGCCCCUGAAGACAGAUGCAGGGAGCCACUCCCUCCUGUACCUCCUCCUCGCUUUUUGGUAAUGAGCAUAAUUGUCUCCUGGUUUAUCUCCCAUGUGUUUAAUUUUGUAAAGAUAAACAUUACACAUAUA
Homo sapiens (human) is the source of this 5330-nucleotide messenger RNA. RefSeq names its product ALG12 alpha-1,6-mannosyltransferase (gene ALG12). The coding region runs from base 255 to 1721 and encodes 488 amino acids. Gene Ontology annotation, cellular component: endoplasmic reticulum membrane. Lineage: Eukaryota; Metazoa; Chordata; Mammalia; Primates; Hominidae. The record is from RefSeq and is marked reviewed. Gene Ontology annotation, molecular function: dol-P-Man:Man(7)GlcNAc(2)-PP-Dol alpha-1,6-mannosyltransferase activity; glycosyltransferase activity. The transcript is spliced from 10 exons.